AUGGCUACCAGUGUGCCCGAUUUUCCGAAUUUGACGAUCGAGUCGCCAGCGUCAGCACCAGGAGUUCAUGUUAUCGUCCUUAACAAGCCACCUGAGAACCGUCUCAAUGUUGCCUUUGCACAAACCAUCAUUGCAGCACUGAGAUACAUCGAGGUCAAACUCAUGAAGCCAGACAGCCCAGGAGCGGUCAUCAUCUCGAGCUUCUCGGACAAAUUCUGGUGCACAGGCUUGGAGCUCGACGAGUCAGACAACAACAUCUACGCCAACGCUGAUGGUUUCUACCCGCUACUCGCCACGCUCGUCGACUAUCCCUAUCCAACCAUUGCUUUGAUCACAGGACACACUUUUGGUGGAGCAUGUCCUUUCAGCUUGUCAUGCGACUAUAGGAUCAUGAACAGCAAGCGCGGCUUCAUCAGCAUGCCACCAGUCAACCUGGGCCUUCACUUUGACGGUAUCGGCGCUCUGCCACGGUUGAAGCUCCAACCUCAAAUCGCGCGAAAAAUGCUGCUCGAAGCACACAAGUGGACAGGUGCUCAAGCCCUCAAGGACGGAAUUGUUGAUGAGAUUGUCGAGCCCGAGAAGAUGAGAGAGCGAGCGAUUGAAUUUGCAAAGUCCGUCGCACCUCGUGCUUCAAUGGGUGUCUAUGGACUGCUGAGAUCAGAACUCUGGGGCGAAGCUCUAGAUAAAUUCAAGGCCAUUAGUUAUGUCCAUCGUAAAAGAGUUGGAACUGCCCCUAAGGCCAAGAUCUGA
Molecule: messenger RNA, 750 nt
Organism: Exophiala mesophila
Lineage: Eukaryota; Fungi; Ascomycota; Eurotiomycetes; Chaetothyriales; Herpotrichiellaceae
Exons: 1
Coding region: 1-750 (249 amino acids)
Biological process (GO): fatty acid beta-oxidation
Cellular component (GO): peroxisome
Molecular function (GO): enoyl-CoA hydratase activity; delta(3)-delta(2)-enoyl-CoA isomerase activity
Source: RefSeq, a predicted model, not a curated record